Messenger RNA from Punica granatum (pomegranate), 2885 nucleotides. The record is from RefSeq and is a predicted model, not a curated record. NCBI's taxonomy places the organism in Eukaryota, Viridiplantae, Streptophyta, Magnoliopsida, Myrtales, Lythraceae.
CCCCAGAUUCUCCCGCACUUCCAACAACCAAACACAAAUCAUUCAUUCAUCUACACAGUACAUCCAGAUCAAGAAAAAAGUAGCUCUUAGCGAUUUUCUUCGUCUUGUGCGUUAGCUUGGAGUAAUGGAGAAGGUCUUCCACAACAUCGUCGAUGCCAUUACCGGGAACGACAACGCUGGCGGCCUCCUGUCAUCGAAGAAGACCACUGCCAGGGUCGAAGGGAGAGUUGUACUGAUGAAGAAGAACGUCCUCGACUUCAACGACUUCAUCGGCACUGAGGUGCUCGACGGGAUCCACGAGCUGCUCGGCCAGCGCAUCUCCCUCCGCCUCGUCAGCUCCGUCAACGGGGACCCUGAAAAUGGGCUGAAGGGAAAGCUGGGAAAGCCUGCAUACCUUGAAGAAUGGCUCACUAAGGUCAACCUGGUGGCCGGUGAAACGGCAUACAAAGUAACGUUUGACUGGGACGAGGAGAUCGGGCUCCCGGGGGCAUUCGUGAUAAAAAAUGAGCACCAUAGUCAAUUCUACCUCAGGACCCUCACCCUCGAGGAUGUCCCAGGCCACGGCCGGGUCCAUUUCGUAUGCAACUCGUGGGUUUACCCUGCUGAUAAGUACAAGGAGGACCGUCUUUUCUUCGCAAACAAGACUUACCUUCCAGGCCAAACUCCGGGUCCACUGGCGAUGUACAGAGAAGAAGAAUUGAUCAAUUUGAGAGGAGAUGGAACCGGGGAGCUUAAGGAAUGGGACCGGGUUUAUGACUAUGCUUUCUACAACGAUUUGGGUAAUCCUGAUAAGGGCUCGGAUUAUGCCCGCCCGGUUCUCGGCGGGUCAGCCCAGUAUCCUUAUCCUCGAAGGGGGAGAACAGGCCGAGCCCCGACCAAGACAGAUCCCAACACCGAGAGUAGGGAGCCAUUGCUCAUGAGCCUGGACAUAUAUGUCCCGAGAGACGAGCGAUUUGGUCACCUGAAAAUGUCUGAUUUCCUAGCAUACUCCUUGAAAUCCGUUGCGCAGAUCAUUCAGCCUGCUCUCGAAUCUACUUUUGACGAAACUCCUGGGGAGUUCGACUCGUUCGAGGAUGUGCUCAAGCUGUAUGAGGGCGGGAUUAAGCUUCCAGAUAACUCCUUUCUCGAGACCGUAAAGAAAGAGAUCCCGCUAGAGACGCUCAAGGAAAUAUUCGCAUCCGAUGGGGGUGAAGGAAUCCUCAAGUAUCCCAUGCCUCAAGUAAUCAAAGAGGAUAAGUCUGCAUGGAGGACCGACAAAGAGUUUGGCCGAGAAAUGCUUGCUGGAGUUAACCCAGUCGUCAUUCGUCGCCUCCAAGAAUUUCCUCCGGCUAGCUCACUAGACCCGAAAGAAUACGGAAAUCAGACCAGUACAAUAACGAAGGAACAGAUCGAGAAUGGCUUAGACGGCCUGACUGUGGAUGAGGCGAUUGAGAAAAACCGGCUCUUCAUAUUGGACCACCACGACGCCCUCAUGCCAUACCUCAGGCGAAUAAACACGACUUCCACUAAGACUUACGCAUCUCGAACAGUCCUCUUCUUAAAGGAAGAUGGGACUCUGAAGCCGCUGGCCAUAGAACUCAGCUUGCCACAUCCUGAGGGGGAUCAACUCGGGGCUGUCAGCAAGGUCUUUACACCGGCUCGAGAGGGAGUUGCAGGCUCGAUUUGGGAGCUUGCCAAGGCGUAUGCGGCUGUCAAUGACUCAGGCUACCACCAGCUCAUUAGCCACUUUCUGAAUACUCAUGCGGUGAUCGAGCCCUUCGUGAUUGCGACCAACAGGCAACUGAGCACUCUCCACCCGAUCUAUAAGCUUCUCCAUCCUCAUUUUCGGGACACAAUGAACAUUAAUGCAUUAGCAAGGCAGAUCCUGAUCAAUGCUGGUGGAGUUUUGGAGUCGACGGUUUUCCCGGCAAAGUAUGCUAUGGAGCUGUCAUCUGUUGUUUACAAAGACUGGGUAUUUCCUGAGCAGGCACUCCCGGCUGAUCUCAUCAAGAGAGGAGUGGCAGUUGAAGAUAAGAACUCAACUCACGGACUCCGGUUAUUGAUUGAAGACUACCCUUAUGCUGUUGAUGGGCUCGAGAUUUGGUCCUCGAUCAAGACUUGGGUCAAGGACUAUUGCUCCUUCUACUACACAAGCGACGAGAUUGUUCAGAAAGAUAGGGAGCUCCAGUCCUGGUGGAAGGAACUUGUCGAAGAAGGCCAUGGAGACAAGAAGAAUGAACCCUGGUGGCCCAAAAUGGACAGCGUCCAGAACUUGGUCGAGUCGUGCACGAUCAUAAUCUGGAUUGCCUCGGCCCUCCAUGCUGCUGUCAACUUCGGGCAGUACCCAUAUGCAGGAUACUUGCCGAACCGUCCCACCAUAAGCCGUCGGUUCAUGCCCGAGGAAGGAACUCCAGAGUAUGAAAAGCUCAAGGAGGACCCCGAGAAGGCAUUCCUGGAGACUAUAACCGCAGAGCUACAGACUCUUUUGGGCAUCUCCCUGAUCGAGCUCCUAUCAAGGCAUUCCACCGAUGAGGUGUAUCUCGGGCAGAGGGACAUGCCUGAGUGGACUACUGACAGCGUGCCGCUACAGGCAUUCGAGAAGUUCGCCAAGAAACUGGAGGUUAUUGAGGAGAAGAUCAUGACGAUGAAUGGCGACACAAGGUGGAAGAACCGGGUUGGCCCUGUCAAGGUGCCAUACACACUGCUAUACCCAACCAGUGAGGGCGGACUAACCGGAAAGGGAAUUCCCAACAGUGUCUCCAUCUAAGGGACUGUAAUGUAAAGUUUAGAUUAUUCAAUUUCCUGUAUUGUUUGUUGAUUCUUCUCAGGAUAAGUGGCAAUGUAGCUCGCAGAAAAUUGCAGCAAUUCAAAUCUAAUAAUAAAAGUUACUUCCUCUAUUCCCAAGA